Molecule: messenger RNA, 2040 nt
Organism: Seriola aureovittata
Lineage: Eukaryota; Metazoa; Chordata; Actinopteri; Carangiformes; Carangidae
Product: serine/threonine-protein kinase pkn3
Exons: 5
Coding region: 68-1636 (522 amino acids)
Biological process (GO): mitotic DNA damage checkpoint signaling; protein phosphorylation
Cellular component (GO): nucleus
Molecular function (GO): protein serine/threonine kinase activity; ATP binding
Source: RefSeq, a predicted model, not a curated record
CUCAGGGCCAUGGACCAGACACAAGAAGGCGUGGAACAGGUAUAAAGAGAGACAACUAUGUUAUCUCAUGUUCAGACCUGACGCAGCUGCUUUCCCUCUACAGCAACAAGCCCUUCAGGACGUCUCCCAGAUGGCGUACUCCACCGGCACUCUCGCUCAGGGCUGUUUUGGGAAGGUCUACAGGGAGAAAUACAACGACACCUGGGCUGCCAUAAAGAAGGUCCCCCACCAGCUAAUCAGUAAGAAGGACCUGGAGAGAGAGUGUGAAGUGUACAACAAGGCAAAUCAUCCCAACAUAGUGAAGCUUCUGGGAAACAUAAAUCUCAAAGACGGGAAAUGGAUCAUUCCUCUGGAGUUCAUCUUUGGAGAAGACCUGGAGACCACCAUCUUCAAAGCGUCAAAGUCUAAAAUACAGUUGACUCAAGCUAAUAAAGGAACUAUCAUAAUCGGCAUGUGUGAGGGGCUGCUUCACCUCCACUCCAAAGACAUUGUCCAUCAAGACCUCAAGCCUGAAAACAUCAUGGUGGAACAUAACACAAACAGAGCGGUAAUCAUUGACCUGGGACUAGCCAAGUUCUUCCGACAUGGUCUCAACUCUGCCGUGGACAUGGGGAACGAGGCCUACUCAGCCCCUGAGGUGCUGCGGAGGUGCCACCAGCGGGACCAGCGCUCAGAUGUGUGGGCCAUGGGUAAGAUCAUCGCUGAGCUCUGUGCCCGGAUUCGGCUGUACACACCCAGCGUUUGCCCCGCCAAGAUCAAGGAGACCCUGAACGAUCAGCCGUACUGCCAAGCCGUGUGUAGGAUGGUGGAGCCCGACCCUUCCCUGAGGGCAUCCAUGGGGGGGGUCAUUAGUGACAUCCGAAGGGCCGGAGGUGCAGGCAUCGUCACCCGUACACCUAUUCAAAGAGAGCUCUUAAAGCCACCUGCACCCCAUCUUAAUGCCAGAAAUCGAUCUCCGUCACCAUUGAACAGGGAUCCAUCUCCACAGAAAAGAGAUCUAUCGCCAAUGAGGAGGGCGCCGUCACCGUUCAACAGGGAUCCAGCACCAUUAAACAGGGCGCCAUCACCGUUCAACAGGGAUCCAGCACCAUUAAACAAGGCGCCAACACCGUUCAACAGGGAUCCAGCACCAUUAAACAGGGCGCCGUCACCGUUCAACAGGGAUCCAGCACCAUUAAACAGGGCGCCGUCACCGUUCAACAGGGAUCCAGCACCAUUAAACAAGGCGCCAACACCGUUCAACAGGGAUCCAGCACCAUUAAACAGGGCGCCGUCACCGUUCAACAGGGAUCUAGCACCAUUAAACAGGGCGCCGUCACCGUUCAACAGGGAUCCAUCCCCUAUGCACAGGUCUCCAUCACCACUACUAAAAGCACUGCAAGAAGACAAGAACAAAAACCAGGCUCUGGUCCCGACAGGUGGAACCGACCUCAUGCAGGAUUUCAUGAAGAUGAGGCUCUACCAAGAGGCAGCCAAGGACCUGCCCUGCAACCUGCCUACAACAGGGAGGGUGGUGGUGCGGCGCUUUGAGGAGAAAAAUGGGGAGGUGGAAACAUGGGAGCAGAAGGAGGUUGUGACACGUGGUGGGAAGAUAAUUAAGUUUGACGAUGUCAAGUUUAAUGGCAAAAAUAAGUAAGAGUUUAAGUUUUUGUUAAGAGAUUGCAUGUGCUGGGUGAUUGGUUUGUUCAGGGUCACCUUACUUUGUGUAUCUUCUUUGGAGAAAAUGUAAAAAUGCAUUUCAAUUCAGUAAACUGAGAUAAUGCUACUGUAGGCAACCUGUUUCUGGCACAGAUAUAGGACAAACGUAGAAACAUAGAAAUACAUUAUGGUAGUAAGAAGCUGUAUUAAGAGAACAUCUGGAAAUGACUGCAUGUCUGCAUGCAACAACCCUUUCUCAGUGUUUUUCAGCAUCUGAAUAAGUAAGACUGUGAACAUGGCUCAUACAAUAUGUGAAUAUUUUUGUAUACAAAUAAAUUCUGAAAGGUCUGUUGCAAUUGCAGAAAUUGAUUUUGUCAUUUGUUUAUUAAACUUUUUUUUAAA